Homalodisca vitripennis (glassy-winged sharpshooter) is the source of this 917-nucleotide messenger RNA. RefSeq names its product protein takeout-like. NCBI's taxonomy places the organism in Eukaryota, Metazoa, Arthropoda, Insecta, Hemiptera, Cicadellidae. Bases 31 to 795 code for a protein of 254 amino acids. The transcript is spliced from 6 exons. The record is from RefSeq and is a predicted model, not a curated record.
CCAGUUAGUAGAUAGUCCAGUGCCAGUGUCAUGUCUCUGUUGCAGCAAGCUCUUGUCGUAGCUUCCGUCGCUCUGGUAGUGGCUGCUGCCCCCGCCGCCGUCUCCAAGCUGCCGAAGGACUUCAAACGCUGCAAGAAACAUGACCCAAAAAUGAACGAGUGUCUGAAAGAAGCCAUUCAAAAUGCACUCGUCUCACUUACAAAAGGUGUGCCUGCCCUGGGAGUACUGACAAUUGAUCCUCUAAGAGUCACUCAUCUGCUGAUAGACCAAGGCACAGGCCCAGUCAGCAUUAAACUGGACUUCAACGAGUUAGACAUCCAUGGUCUCGGCUCAGCUAGGAUAGAUCGAGUCAAGGUUGAUUGGGACAAGUAUACCAUCGAGGUGGAUGCCACGGUGUUGGAGCCAGUUAUCCUGGAUGGCCAGUACAAAAUCAACGGCAAGGUGCUGAUACUGCCUAUACAGGGGAAUGGACAUAGCAAUCUAACUCUAGAAAAUGUGAAAGCCAAGAUUCUGAUACUUGGUAAAUCAAUGAAGAAGAAUGGACAAGAACACAUGGAUGUAGAUAAGUUUAAUCUUCACUUCACCACCAAGAAACUGCACAUGAACUUGGAAAACUUGUUCAAUGGGGACAAAGCUCUGGGUGAUAACAUGAACAUUUUCUUGAAUGAGAACUGGCAGGACAUCUUGAAAGAGUUGCAACCAUCGAUUGAGGAAGCGCUGGGUCAGACUUUCAAAGCUAUUGCCAACCGAAUCUUCCACAAAGUUCCCAUGAACCAGAUCACGCUACCAGACUAACUUUUUAUUGUUUUGGUUAAAUUAUUGUUAUCUAUUUAUAGGCACACUGUAGAUAUUUAUUAUUUAAUCACCUAUAGGUUAAAAUUUAUUUGUAGCAGUCACAAAUAAAUAUUUUUUUUACA